This is a messenger RNA of Amphibalanus amphitrite, 2906 nucleotides long. RefSeq lists its product as uncharacterized. NCBI's taxonomy places the organism in Eukaryota, Metazoa, Arthropoda, Thecostraca, Balanomorpha, Balanidae. Gene Ontology annotation, cellular component: nucleus. Gene Ontology annotation, molecular function: DNA binding. The coding region runs from base 323 to 2791 and encodes 822 amino acids. The transcript is spliced from 2 exons. The record is from RefSeq and is a predicted model, not a curated record.
UGGUCUAACGAAUACACCACUUGAAUUCGACCAAUGAGGAGCCAAGAAGCAGCAGCAUGGUCGCAGCCUGCUGAUAAAUAAACGGGGUGCGAACAGAGCUCUGGUGCCGGUGAGUUGUUGGUUAUACUCUACUCUCAGCAAGUUUUUUUUUGUUAUGGCAAGUUUGCUAGCUGAAGAUGGCCUGGUGCACAGGAAGAUCAGUUUUCUACUAAUUGAGCUAUAGUUCGAUUGUUACGAACAGUUAAAUGAAUAUGGUAAGAUCACGCUGCAGCUGAUGCACGAUACCCAUUGGAAUAGUCGUGCAACGCGCUUUUGAUGCACUAUGGAGGUACCGACACCCGUGCACGCGUCAAAGGAGGCCCCGGCGGAGGCAGUAACUCUCUGCGCAUCGGUGGCCCUGCGUAGCCACCUGCCUGGCACGCUCGAUCAGGGGGCAACCGGGCAGUGCGCAGUGCACAGAGAGCCGCUGGCCAGCUCCUCCGGCACCUUCACCCAGCUCACAGCUAGCUGCCAUCCGCUUUCGCCUCUAGCUAUCACUUCGGGAACGAUUUCGCCAAUGCCAUUGAGCUCGGUCCCCGUGCGCUCCACCGCUCUGCUCCACGCGUGCUUGAAUUCAGAGAACGGCGUUAUGAGUCGGGAACUCACAGUACCGGAUACAGUGCCGCCGUCUUCGCCAGCCCACGUUGGCGACCAGUCUGGAAGCUGGCCGUAUUCUGUCCCGUCGGCCGGCCCUGCGACAGGCAGCGGGGCUGGCAGCUCCACGUCGCCCCGGCGGGGCACAGGACACAGCAGACGUCAGCGCAGAGCGCAGCGUGUGCAGUCGAUGGCCGCUCCUCGGCAGCCGGCCGACGGCGACCACCAUCGGCAGCAGUGGACGUCCAGGCGAAAGCGAAACCGCACCGACCUCACUGUGGAGCAGAAACAUCGAAUCUGCAUGUACCAUAACGAGCAUCCUACGGCUACUGCCAAACAGCUGGUCGACUUUUUUCGUGAGGAGUGGGGCGUGGUUGUGGGCAGGUCCACUAUCGCAGCCACCAUCGGGAACAAGGCCAGAUGGCUCUCCAUAUCCGAACAGAAGGCAAAGAGCAAACGGACACGGACGGGGAGGCAUGAGCAGAUGGAGCAGUGCCUUUAUGGGUGGUACAUGGACCAACGUGCCGCUGGCGUAUACGUGGCGCGAGAGCAGCUGUUCGCGCGGGCCAAGGAAAUCGGCCGUGCCAUUGGAAUCCCUGAGACGUUCACCUACAGCAAGGGCUGGCUGCAAAAGUUUCAGAUGCGCUACAACUUUCGUGUCACGGCGCAGAAAUCCAAGACAGACGCGGCGACUAAGCGUUUCGUGGUAUUGAAGCGCCGGCAGAUGGACCGGGACUUAGAGACGACCGUGCCAACAGAUAUCUUUUGCCUGGGUGAGUUUCGGCUGUGUUACCGGCUGAUGCUGCGUCAGUCGCUGAUGGCCUCCGGCGAGGCUGACGCUGUGUCCGUGUGCCUGUGCACCAACCUAACAGGAUGUCGGCGGCUGGCGCCGCUCGUCAUUGGCAACACUGUCACAUGCGGCUUUAGCAACAAAUUUUUCGUCGACAAACUGGCACUGUAUCGAUACGGUGCGCAUGGUGUGCUCACCAAUGCCAUCUUCUCCGAGUGGCUGUACGCACUGGACGGGGCGAUGCGCCAGGAGCAGCGCACCAUCCUGUUGCUGGUCGGUGCCACCAGCUGUAAUGUUGAGCGCACCUACAAACUGAGCAAUGUGCGGCUGCGGCUGCUGGACACUAUCGGAGCACGCAACCCGUUCGACCACGGUCUACGGGCGGCCUUCAAGAUCGCGUACCGGCGUUUACAGGUGCAGCACUUGCUGAGCGAGGGUUGCCCUCAGGCGAACACAGCUGUGCCCGACCUGCGCGACGCCAUCUACUUGAUCCGCGAGAGCUGGCGGCAGCUGCCCAACGAGGCCAUUGUGGGCGCGUGGCGGGCGGCCGGCGUGGUGCCCGAGUAUCGUCUGGCCGCCACUCACACUGCCGGGGACGGUGCGCCAGUCUCGACGACUGCCGGGGGUAAGCCGCCCCACCCGCAGCAGCGGCAGCAGCAGCAGCAGGUGAUGCCUCCGUUGCCGGGUCACCCGGUGCAGUCGUACUUGCACGUGCCGCUAGCGGGAGAGCAUCCUGGCCAGCGGCAUCCCGCUUAUCACCAUCAGCAAGCUGAGCACGAGCAGCAAGACCAUCAGCAGCCGGAGCAUGACCAGCUGCCGGAUCAGGGGUAUCGGCCGCCCAUACCCCCGCCGUCGCAGCCGCCGGCGCAGCAGUUUGUGGCGGGUGUCCAUCAGCUGCCCGUGGUUGGCACCUUGGACACCACUGUGAGCCAGCUCUCCCCGUUCGGUCUUUCUCAGAACGGCGCCACGUACAUGCUAGGCGAGCAGGCUGUGGAGCAUCCGCAACCGGGUGGCAGCCGCACUCUGCCAGACGCCGGCCAGAUGAACCUGGCCGGCAUGCGGCUGUUGCGUGAAGAGCUGUCGCGGCUGCCGAUACCCGCUGCCGAGUUGGUGACGGUGGAGACGCUUCUGGCCGCCGACGAUCUGUGCGCCUCCGAGAGCACGGCCGGCGCCGCUUCGUUCGUGCGGCCGCCCGAGCACGUGACACAGACGGUUGCCAGGUGGGCUAUUGACGUGCUACUGACCUACCUAGAGCAGCGCGACGCCGACCUGGCACCCAUCGACCAGCUGCUGGAGAUCCGGCGUGUCUGGGUGCUCGACAAGCGGCGGCAGGACGGGCCACCGGACAGCAAACCGACCUUCCGCUGAGACGCUUGUCUGUGGUCAUCAUCGUGUGUGCUAGCACUAAGCGUGACCAAGUGAUUUGAACGCCCUGAUUCCCUCGUCUGUUACGUUUUUAAUAUUAUUUUUCUCAAGUGUUUUU